AUGGCCAACAUAUCCAUGCAGGAUAUCGAAGCGGUAGACGAUUACUGGGGACCUACGUUCCGUACUAUCCUUGAAGGGAAUUCGCAGGAUCAGAUUUCCGAACAGCUGGAAACACGCAUUCGCUCACAUGAUAAAGACAUCGAGCGGAUAUGCAACCUAUAUUAUCAGGGUUUUAUCGAUUCCAUUCGCGAGCUGCUGCUGGUAAAAUCGCAAGCCCAGGGGCUCAACCAGGAAGUUCUUACGCUUAACGAUGGCCUGGCAAAAGCGUCUGCGGGUGUCAUCGCCAAAGGUAACGAUCUGGUGAAGGCGCGCAAAGUAGAGGGCAACAUUGCAGGGGCAAUUGAAGGACUGUCCAGCUGCCUGCCGGUGCUGGAAUGCUACAGUAAGCUGCUGCGGCAGGUUCGCGAAAAGCGCUACUAUCCGGCGCUAAAAACGUUAGAGGUGCUGGAGAGCGAAUAUCUCCCGAAGGUAGCUGGGUAUCGCUUUUCGCAGCAGAUGCGCGACACGAUCCCGAAGCUCACGGAGAACAUCAAAAAGUCAUCCGAAGAGGACUUUCGCGAGUUUCUCGAAAACAUUCGCAAAUUCUCACCAAAAAUCGGCGAAAUCGCGAUGAAGCAUACGAAGGAGUUGCAGAAACGCGAUCUGGAAACAAUCAUCGCCGAGUACAAGCAGCUGGCCGAGCAGGGAGGUCCUGGUAGUUCGGAUUUCGGCGACGAUGACGAAGAUGUAAAUGCACAGGAUUUGAUCGACUUUUCGCCGAUCUAUCGCUGCUUGCAUAUCUAUACCGUGCUGAACGAUAAGGAAUACUUUGAGAAGGACUACCGCAAGCAGCGUCGCGAUCAGGCAAAACUCGUGCUACAGGCCCCACAAACAAUGCACGAUAAUCUGGAAGCGUACAAGACAUACAUCUACUCGAUCGUGGGAUUCUUCGUCGUAGAAGACCACGUGAUGAACACCGGCGGGGACAUUGUGACGCAGACUUACCUCGAUGAUUUGUGGUCUUCGUCGCUGUCGCGUGCCGUCAACGUGCUUAGCAUGUCUUCGUCGUCCUGCACCGAUCCAAAUGUGCUGCUUCGCAUUAAGAACCUGAUCAUGCUCAGCAUUACGACGCUGAAGAACUACGGGUACACCGUGUCGCAGUUAUGGGAUUUGCUGCUCGAAAUGCGCGACCACUACAACGAGGUGCUGUUGCAGCGUUGGGUUAACGAGUUCCGGGACAUUCUCGAUAAGAGUGACUUUCUGCCACUAGAAGCGCACAACCAGGAGGAGUAUGAUGCGGUGUUGGAACGCUUUCCUUUCCACUCAGAGCAGCUGGAAAUGCAACCGUUCCCGAAGAAAUUCCCCUUCUCGCGCAUGGUCCCGGAGGUGUACCAUCAAGCGAUGGAGUUCAUGUACGCAUGCAUGAAGUUUUCCGAGGAGCUUACGCUCUCCCCGAACGAGAUUGCCGCCAUGGUACGGAAGGCAGCUAAUCUGCUGUUGACGCGCAGCUUUAGUGGCUGCCUGUCCGCCGUGUUUCGCAGCCCCAGUCUAGCCCUGAUGCAGGUAAUUCAGAUCAUCAUCGACACACAAUACCUUGAGAAGGCAGGUCCGUUUUUGGACUCGUUCGUGUGCAAAAUGACCGGCACGGUACAGAGCGUGACGCAAACGCCGUCGGCCAUGUUCCAUGUUGCGCGCUCGGAAGCGGAGCAGCAGGUUUCGACCAAACUCUGCUGCAAGCUGGAUGAAUUCUUCGAGGAGCUAGAAAACUACGAUUGGGUGCUUCCGGAAUCGUACGGCCACGCGUCACCGUUCGUCACUGACAUGGUUGCGUUCUUACAGAGCACAUUCCAAAGCUUUUCCUUCAUUCUACCCGGGGUCGCGCAGGCCGCAUGCAAAAAGGCCUGCGAACACAUUGCGACGACCGUUUCGAAGUUGAUUCUUUCGGAAGACAUUCGACAGAUCUCGGGCGGCGCACUGGACCAGAUCAAUCUCGAUCUGAUGCAGUUCGAGCUGUUCGCUUCGUCCGAUCCGGUGCCCGGUCUGCGUGAGGGUGACCUGUCGAAAUACUUCGCCGAAAUUCGACAACUGCUCGAUCUGCUCAUUUCCGAGGAUUGGAGCGCUUACUUGCACGAUUUCGGGAAGGACGAAAACCGAUACUCGCUUGUACAUCCGUCCACGAUAAUCGUGGUGUUGGAGAAGCUGCGCGAGGCGGACAAAAAGUCCAUGCUGUCGUUGAUGAAAUCAAAGUCCGAGCGGGACAAAAAGAAACUCCUUGAGACGGUACUGCGCCAACUGAAGCAGUUGGCGGAACGGCAAAACUAGCCCACCGGGGCAAGACUUCUAUGUAUCGUAACAACAAGGCGCUCUGUUUUUCGAGUGCAACCGUUUGUAUUAAUCAAGGGACCGCACGCGCACUGUUUGCUCUUCUAAUCUCUUCUAGCAAGAUAACCGAUUCGAGAGGCGCGUAAAAACGCAACGAAGGUAUGUAUCAAUAAAGCGUUAUUUGAAUUAGCCACAGUGGCGGUUA
Anopheles nili is the source of this 2506-nucleotide messenger RNA. RefSeq names its product exocyst complex component 6 (gene Sec15). The record is from RefSeq and is a predicted model, not a curated record. The transcript has a single exon. Gene Ontology annotation, biological process: Golgi to plasma membrane transport; intracellular protein transport; exocytosis. Gene Ontology annotation, cellular component: exocyst; membrane. Bases 1 to 2301 code for a protein of 766 amino acids. Lineage: Eukaryota; Metazoa; Arthropoda; Insecta; Diptera; Culicidae.